Messenger RNA from Penicillium coprophilum, 951 nucleotides. RefSeq lists its product as uncharacterized. The record is from RefSeq and is a predicted model, not a curated record. Lineage: Eukaryota; Fungi; Ascomycota; Eurotiomycetes; Eurotiales; Aspergillaceae. The transcript has 2 exons. Bases 1 to 951 code for a protein of 316 amino acids.
AUGGAGGAGCCCUCGAAAAAGCGGAUCGCUUUACGUCCGUUCUCAGAGCGCCUCCGCGCAUGGCCAGACGAAGAUUGGUCAGGCAUAACGGACCCGAAAACUCGCCGAAGGUUGCAAAAUCGGUUGAAUCAAAGAGCUCGACGUUUACAGAACAAAGAACCAGCAAAGCCCUUGGACAGAAGAAAUCAACCUGAUAUCAACUAUUUGGUGGCUAACGAACACGGGCGAAAUACGCGUGGCGUUAUUACAAAGCGGAUAGAUGAACAAGCAUUAGCAGCGCAUACCGUGACAGACGUGACCUCACUCGCCCCCUUGGAAAGAAUUGAACAUGUGCAUAUCCUCCACUCCCAUUCAAUGGCGACAAAAGUCACGAUGCAACGCUUAGAGAUGACGGCACAUUAUUAUCAUUCGCUGGGAUCUCCACGCACUGAUCUUCUACUCCAUCUUAUUCAAUUUAAUUUCACCAGAGCACUUAUGGAAAACACUGCGGUCUUGGGCCUCACAUCCGACCAGCUGCAUGAUGAUGCUAUUUCACCCUUUAAUAUUGCUGGGCCAUGGCAAUAUGACUUCGAGAGUUCGCUUCCACCCAGUCUUCAGCCCACCAUGAUUCAGCGCUCUAUCCCACACCACCCGUGGUUAGAUCUACUUCCGGUUCCGCACAUGAGGGAUAAUCUGAUUCUAGCCGGAGACUUUGAGGAAGAAACACAGCUCUGCCUUGAUAUGAAGGGGAUUGGGAAUGCGUGCUCGGAGAGGACUGGGAUUAUUGUUUGGAGUGACCCUUGGGAUCCGGCGGGGUGGGAGGUUACGGAGUCUUUUGCUCGUUCUUGGGGAUGGGUUAUCAAGGACUGUCUUGACCUAGCGCAUUCUACAAAUCAGUGGCGGGCAAAAAGGAAUGAAACACCCCUCUUUUGUAUCAACGGAUUUGGUGGGUCUGCGUCUAGGUUGGAAUGA